AAAAAAAAAGAAGCAAUGUAUCGUCCAAAAAAUUAACAGUUUGAAAGUGGAGUGUAAAGAAGGAGGAUCGUUUUGUACGCAUUUUUUUUUGGAUUUGGCCCACAGGAAAAAUUUCUAGUGAACAAAUAAAAAUGGCAGCAAGCAUAAUGGAAGUGAAAGACCAAUUGGACAAGUCCUUGCACGACGAGUCGAAGCCCUGGGGCUCCGUUAUGGGCAAAGUCGAAGCCGCAACUGGUGUAAAUCGCACAGUUAUCUUCCUUGGGGUAGUGGUCUUUAUUGGAUUAUGGUUGGUAUUCGGUUAUGCCGGCCAAUUGGUGUGCAAUCUUGUAGGAUUCGUGUAUCCAGCGUACGCUUCCAUGCAUGCCAUCGAGAGCGCUCGCACCGACGACGAUAAGAAGUGGUUAACUUACUGGGUGGUUUUCGCAAUCUUCUCGUUGCUCGAGUUCUUCACAGACAUCAUCACUGGAUGGCUUCCCUUGUACUGGUUCUUCAAAUGCAUCUUCAUGGUUUGGCUGAUGAUGCCAACCGAACUGAACGGAUCCAUCAUCAUCUACAACAGGAUCAUCAGGCCAAAGUUCCUCGAGCACAACGGCGAGAAUGCAAACAAAGUCUUGACCAAAGAACACUAGGCUCUAUCUCUCUCGUCCGCAGACAGUCUUGGCAUUACCCCAAACGUUUUGAAACUUUUAAAUGACUUGUUUUUUGUUUAAUUGAGAUUCCGAUUUCUUGAUUCGCACAAGAAGCGAACGUUCGUUAUAUAUUCCUUACCAGUUGUUUUUUUUCUUUUAGUUUGUUUGUUUGUUAUUACUUUUACUAUUGCCAUUUAAUAAUCGUAGUGUAUUCAUUUUCGUACUUGUAAGACGUACAUUUUUCAUGGCAAAUUAGUUUUUAGUCUAAUUUGUUUUUUUGUCGUGAUUUUCAAUAUCUUAAGGAUUUUAAUCUGUUUGUAUUUAAUAUAAGGAAACAAUAAGCGCGUAUUUAAGCACCGAACUUUAAAAG
Messenger RNA from Nicrophorus vespilloides, 999 nucleotides. Its product is annotated as receptor expression-enhancing protein 5-like. Bases 132 to 629 code for a protein of 165 amino acids. The record is from RefSeq and is a predicted model, not a curated record. Lineage: Eukaryota; Metazoa; Arthropoda; Insecta; Coleoptera; Silphidae. The transcript has 4 exons.